AUGGCCAUCGACCCGGCCAGGCAUAGCAUGAUGCUAAACAAGUACCAAAUCGCCUCCCUCGUUUCGUUCGUCUGCGUAGUGAUCCCGCUGUCCCUUAUCGCAUACGGGCUCAAGUUCGUAGUCAACAAGUCAGAGCUGUUUAUUCUGGCGACAGUCAUGGGCAGCGCUUUCGCCGUGCUCUCUGCCGUUUCGCUCUACUACUACUGCAGCGGCCUGGGUUACGCGGCGCCCGCGGAUUACACCGUGCACUAUGGUAGCGUGGAGUUGUCCGUCGCUUCCGCUUGGGACGAAAUGUGCUGCAAGCUGGACGACAUUAAGGAGGGCAUGCUGCUCGCGUGCUCAUCGGGUUCAUUGAUGAGGCAGAUUUUCUUCGUGUCGAUGGAGACUGCUUUCGAGCACUCUUUAAUAUGCUUCUGUGUCCCGCUAACCGCUCUCGACCGAACCUUGUUCCCCGAUCGUGGCAUCUUGCAUGCCGCCAUCAUAUGCUCGCUGUUGGUAUCGGCCGGGAAGUUCGGCGGUUCGGUCUACGGCCUGUACGCGGCUAUGUGUCCGCCAAGAAAUUCGCGAGACGUGGUGCCCAUUAGGAUGACCAAGGUCUACAGUUGCCUGUCUCUGGUGGCGCUUUCCAUCUGCAGCUACGCGAACGAUGGCGAUCCUUACAGCACCAUGGUGCAAAUGAUGGUCGUGGGGGCCCUGAUUUUCACGUUUUUCGCCUUCUCGGCGUACCCGAAAGCCGUCGUCUCUUCAAUAAUGAACGUGGCGAUACUAAGCCACCCGCUAUCGUACAAGAUUUUCGACUUCGUCAACACGUUCGCAGUGAUCUGCGACAUCGUCUUGACCAUAGCCCUAACGGUGUUCAUGAACAAGGCAGUCGGCACCGUUGGCAUAAACGGCACCGUCGUUUCAGUCACGGUGUUCUACAUAUUUCACACGCUGUACCAUGUGCUUAUAGGUAUACGGCUAAGCGACGUAAGCCCCGAGUCAAGGAUGCACUCGCCUCACGUGCCUUAUGGGCCCCCCUUGGGCAGGCUCUAA
Molecule: messenger RNA, 1035 nt
Organism: Babesia bigemina
Lineage: Eukaryota; Apicomplexa; Aconoidasida; Piroplasmida; Babesiidae
Exons: 5
Coding region: 1-1035 (344 amino acids)
Source: RefSeq, a predicted model, not a curated record